Molecule: messenger RNA, 2248 nt
Organism: Carassius carassius (crucian carp)
Lineage: Eukaryota; Metazoa; Chordata; Actinopteri; Cypriniformes; Cyprinidae
Gene: slc1a6
Product: solute carrier family 1 member 6
Exons: 10
Coding region: 499-2178 (559 amino acids)
Biological process (GO): L-glutamate transmembrane transport
Cellular component (GO): plasma membrane
Molecular function (GO): L-glutamate transmembrane transporter activity; glutamate:sodium symporter activity; neutral L-amino acid transmembrane transporter activity
Source: RefSeq, a predicted model, not a curated record
AUUCACGUUGUCAUAGUAAUGAAAUACGCUUAAUAUUUGUCUCUUACCAAUGUGGUAGCCUAAUAAAAUGCAACUUUUGCAAAUUUUCACCUUAAAUAUAUAGUUAUGUAUCAUUGAAUGUGGAUUAUAUUUGACAUGUAAUAUCUUCAGGCGCUAUUAAAUGACAUUAGAUGAAUCCAGCUCAGCGGGUGUUAUCUGCAUGCUCAGUAUUAAACGCCUCCCCCAAUCAGACUUUAUUAACGUGUCGAUUCUUUUCGCUGGCGGGCAGUGGGUCGUUGUUUUUUGUCUUACUGGAAAUGUCCUUAACCUCUUCUUCCCACGCAGAAAUCACUUUCUCCGCCGUUUCCUUAAACCGUUGUGUGCACAGAAUAUAGAGUAUCUACUGCACGCGACUUUAUCAGAACGCUCACGAGUCACGAGAGAACACAAGAGAUACAACACGAGCUGCUACUAGAUGUCUCCCACGAAACCCUCUUGGAUCAUGUAUUAGAGCUGAUUAUGAACGAGAAGCCUCCAAACAGCACUAGUCUGUUUCUGAGUGAAGACUCUGAGAAGCCACAGCGCACUGAGGAGGGCCUCCACCGUCUGUGUCGAGUGUUACAGAAGCAGAUGUCAGGAAGUCGACGGAAGAUGUGUGGCAUCACACGAGACAGCGUCAAGACGUUCCUGCGGAGGAACACCUUUGUGAUCUUCACGGUGGCCGCUGUGGCUUUAGGGGUGGUGUUGGGUUUCGCGCUGAGGCCGUAUAACCUGUCCAUGAGGGAGGUGAAGUAUUUCUCUUUCCCUGGAGAGCUGUUGAUGAGGAUGCUUCAGAUGCUCGUUCUACCGCUCAUCGUCUCCAGCCUUGUCACAGGAAUCUCCUCUUUAGACAGCAAGGCCUCUGGGAAGAUGGGAAUCCGGGCCAUUGUCUACUACAUGGUGACCACGUUCAUAGCGGUUUUUAUCGGUAUUGUAUUGGUGAUUAUUAUCAGGCCGGGUAAAGGCAGCAGGGACAGUCCAGUGACCUCUAGUGGCAGCAUUGAGCCUGUUCAGGCCGCUGACGCUUUUCUGGACCUGAUAAGAAACAUGUUUCCACCAAAUUUAGUUGAGGCCUGCUUUAAACAGUACAAAACACUAUACAAGAAAACGCUAUUGAUCAAAAAUGUCACCAUCGUGGUCAAUGCGUCAGACAUCAACUCUACAGCCCUCAGCCAAGCGUCCAACUUCAGCACAGUCCUGCAGACCAUCCAGGAGACGGUGGAGGAGGUGGUGCCUGUCUCCGGUUCCUCCAAUGGGGUGAACGCCUUGGGAUUGGUGGUCUUCUCCAUGUGCUUUGGAUUAGUGAUUGGAAACAUGAAACAGCAGGGCCAGGCUCUCCGGGACUUCUUUGACUGCCUGAAUGAGGCUAUAAUGCGCUUGGUGGCCAUCAUUAUCUGGUAUGCUCCGGUGGGAAUCCUCUUCCUGAUCGCAGGGAAGAUCGUUGAGAUGAAAGAUCUUGCUCAGGUGGGCGGACAGUUAGGGAUGUACACGGUUUCUGUCAUUGUGGGACUCCUCAUCCAUGGCCUGUUCGUUCUGCCGCUGCUCUUCUUUGUGGUGACCAAGAAGAACCCUUUCACCUUCAUUGCUGGGCUGCUGCAGGCUCUGAUCACAGCUCUAGGCACCUCAUCCAGCUCUGCCACCCUGCCCAUCACUUUCCGUUGUCUUGAAGAAAACAACCAUGUGGACAAACGAGUGACCCGUUUUGUGCUGCCAGUUGGAGCCACAAUCAAUAUGGAUGGCACUGCUCUGUACGAGGCAGUGGCGGCCAUUUUUAUCGCCCAGGUCAAUGACAUGGACCUGAACUUUGGGCAGAUCCUCACCAUCAGCAUCACGGCGACCGCCGCCAGCAUCGGAGCAGCAGGCAUCCCUCAGGCUGGGCUGGUGACCAUGGUGAUAGUAUUGACAUCGGUGGGACUGCCCACAGAGGACAUUACACUGAUCAUCGCAGUGGACUGGUUCCUGGAUCGACUCAGGACCACCACCAAUGUGCUGGGAGAUUCAUUCGGUGCUGGGAUCAUCGAGCAUCUGUCCCGACAGGAACUCCAGAACCAGGAUGUGGAAAUCAGCAACUUCGUGAUCGAGGAGAACGAAAAGCCAUACCAGCUGAUCUGUCAGGAGAACGACUCUCUCAAACAUCGCAACAGUGAAACCACCAUGUAACUAUCCUCAAAUCAUCAUAGUUCACACCAACGGACUGUAAAAAAAACUUCACUCCACUUCUGUCCACUAU